Messenger RNA from Haemonchus placei, 1056 nucleotides. NCBI's taxonomy places the organism in Eukaryota, Metazoa, Nematoda, Chromadorea, Rhabditida, Trichostrongylidae. The record is from the annotation of a GenBank genome assembly.
AUGCAUUCACGUUAUUAUCAAUUCCUCGGGAGAGUGAAGAAGCUAGAGACCGCCUCCAUCUUGAGUUCUUUCAGUGCUCUCUCCGUCACAACGCUGUGCAUAGCACUUCCGCUGAUGUACAACAAUGUACAAACAACCAUCGAGUACGUAGAACAGGAAAUGGAGUUUUGCGAAGUGAGUUCUGUUGAUUCUGAAAUAUGGACGGUCGACAAUAAUUCUGGUUUCCAGCGUUCAAACCAAGAAGCGCUGAUUGAACUUGAAUACGGAAAAAUGCCCCUCAAUCGUACCCAACGAAGUGCAUAUGGUCGUAAAGGAGCGGCCUAUGGCGAUGAAGUGACAGGAACCCCUCUCGAGACAGAAUGUCCCGGUUGCUGCAUCCCUGGCCCACCUGGUCCUCGUGGCCCUUCUGGUACACCAGGUACGCCGGGCAAACCGGGACAAGCAGGUAAGCCUGGAAUGCCUGGAGUCACCCCUAAUCAAACGUGCCCAAUGAAUAUCAUGCGCGAACCGCCUCCGUGUCGUCCAUGUCCGAAGGGACCUCCUGGAAUCAAGGGCUGGCCUGGAUUUCCAGGAGAUGUCGGUCCUCCUGGACCACCUGGAGAAAAAGGACUAGAUGGCGAGGAUGGCGCUCCUGGAGAGCCAGGACCGAAGGGACCACCUGGUUAUAAAGGAGGGCCUGGAGCUCCUGGAGACAAGGGACCAACACCCGAAGGAGAGCUUCGUGAAGGACCGCCCGGAGACGAGGGACCGCCUGGUCCCAUUGGAGCCAGUGGAAUGCCCGGAUUACCCGGCCGCAGCGGAAUGACAGGCCCACAGGGAGAACGAGGAUGGCCUGGUGUACCUGGUGAAACUGGCGAGCCAGGAUACCCAGGACCGGAAGGACCUAUGGGAGGACAGGGACCACCUGGAGAACCAGGCGUUUGCGUGUGCCAAAACGUUGACUCCAUUCUGCUUGUAAACCCCGGACCACAGCCGCGACUUCAAACCGACGAUGACAACCGGUCGCUGCCCUCCACUAACUUCGCGGGUGCUGGUGGCUACGGUGGUAAACGAUAA